AUGAUUGGAGCAUCGAUGUUCAUCACUUCACAACAGCUGGUUAAAAACGAUAUGGUCAAAAGUUGGAAACAUGUGUGGGCUUCUGUUUCAGGGAGGUGCGAGGACAGCUUGGCCACUCCUCUCCCAUACAGCUCCUUCACCGGGUCGUCUCUAUACAGCCGAGGAAACGGAGCUGGUUAUGCCAAACUCAGCCGGACACAAGGUUCUGGAGGGUGGUCGCCAUUGGAUACAGACCGUUACCCGUGGCUACAAGUAGACCUUGGUUCUAAGAAGCAGGUGCUUGCCAUAGCAACACAGGGUUGCUAUAGUAGCUCUGAUUGGACCACAAAGUAUCGGCUACUUUACAGCGACACACAGAAAAACUGGAGACCUUAUCUACAGGAUGAAAACAUCUGGGGUCACACGGCUGUGACCAGUGGGAGCUUGCUGGAUGAUGACCACUGGCACUCUGUUGUCAUCGAGCGUUACCGCAGGAAUGUCAACUUUACUUUGGACCACCACACUCAGCAGUUCAGAACCAAUGGAGAGUUUGAUCACCUGGACCUGGACUACGAGAUCAGCUUUGGAGGACUUCCUGUGUCUGUGAAGCCGACCUCAGGAGGCAAAGAGAACUUUGUUGGCUGCAUGGAGGGAAUUACCUACAACGGGGAGAACAUCACUAGUCUGGUGCGCAGGAAGAAGGUGGACACCACCAGCUUUCGUAACCUGACGUUUUCCUGCUCCGAAUCCAACACCUCCCCAGUUUUCUUCAACUCCACAUCCUUCCUGCGGCUGCCGGGUCAGACUGACAGCGACACCCUGUCAGUCAGUCUGUCUUUCAGGACGUGGAAUCCCAACGGCCUUCUGAUGUUCACCGCCCUGGUGGAUGGCUGGGUGGAGCUGGGCCUGACGGAGGGAAAAAUCACCGUCUACAUGAACGUGACACAGAAGAAGAACACACGCAUAGACAUUUCAUCAGGUGAGCUCAGCUCGUUGGUUUUUACUUCAUUCCAGUUUACUUCUGCUGGUGAUGAUAAUGCCUUUGCUGCUCUCCGUCUUUGUCCAGGUUAUUUCCUGCAAACUAACCCCAGAUCACAUCAGCGCUCCUUCCAGGGCUGCAUGCAGAUGAUCCACAUAGAUGAUCACCUGAUGGACCUCAAGGCGGUGGAGCAGGGCCUCAUUGGAACUUUUGAAAAUGUCAGCCUAGAUAUGUGUGCCAUUAUAGACAGGUGUGUUCCAAACUACUGUGAGCACAGCGGCCACUGUUCUCAGACAUGGGACGCUUUCACCUGCAACUGUAGUGGCACCGGCUACACUGGAGCUACCUGCCAUACCUCACUGUAUCAGCAAUCAUGUGAGGAGUAUAAGCACCAAGGCAAGAGUUCGGGGAGCUACUGGAUAGACCCGGAUGGCAGCGGCUCUAUAACCCCCUUCAGAGUCCACUUGUUUGACAUGUUUGAUUCCACAGCCGACUCAGUGGUUUUAUUCUCUUUUGGCAUUGGCACUGAGAAGAUGGAGCUCAGUGUCCGCUCACCAGUGCCGUUAAAUAAUGACCAGUGGCAUCGUGUGGAGGCUGAAAAAAACAUCAAGGAGGCCGUGCUGCAACUUAAUGGACAGCACAGAAUGGUCAGGCCCACCACCGUACAGGGCCAUGCAAAACCAGAGCUCUACAGUGAUCUCUAUGUUGGUGCUUCAAGUGGUCAAAGGGGUUUUCUGGGCUGCAUGCGAGCUCUGAAGAUUAAUGGUGUGACCUUUGACCUGGAGGAAUGGGCAAAAGGGACUCCAGGUGUGAAUCCAGGCUGCCAGGGCCACUGCAACAGCUACAGGAUGCACUGCAGAAAUGGAGGAAAGUGUGUAGAGCAUUACAAUGGUUACUCCUGUGACUGCUCCCUUACUGCGUACGAUGGACCCUUCUGCACUGAUGAUGUAGGCGGCUACUUUGAGACGGGGACAUUGGUGCGUUACGACUUGCUGCCAGAGGGGGGACCUUUUGCAUUGAGGGACGUGAAGAGUCUGUCAGGUGUUGGUGUUUCAAGUGAGGCCAACCUGACUCAGGAGGAGCUUGUGUUCAGCUUCAGCACCUACAGUGCUCCCAGCAUUCUUGUCUACAUCAGUUCCAGAACUCAGGACUACUUGGCUGUGGUGCUCAGACACAAUGGCACUCUCCAGAUCCGCUACAGCCUUGGAGGACUCACAGAACCGUAUACCAUAGACGUUGACCAUCGUAACAUGGCCAACGGUCAGCCACAUUCUGUCAACAUAACUAGGAACUUAAGGGAGAUACGGCUACAGUUGGACCAUUAUCCAGUGUCCACAUAUACGCUGCCUGAGGCCUCUGACACCCAGUUCACUUUGGUCAAAAGUAUCUUUCUUGGCAAAGUCUUUGAAACAGGCCAGAUUGACCCCAUCCUGAUCGAGCGCUACAACACACCGGGUUUCAUGGGCUGCCUGUCAAGAGUUCAGUUUAACAGUGUAGCACCGCUGAAAGCUGCCCUGCGCUCCAGCAUAGCAGCACCUGUCAGCACCCAUGGGAUACUGGUUCCUUCAAACUGUGGAGCCUCCCCCCUGACCAUCUCCCCCAUGGCUUCAGCCAGAGACCCCUGGCACAUAGAAGCUGGAGCUGUUUUCAACCUCAAUGAGGACAAGUUCAGUGGUGAUGGUGUGGAUCGCAACUCGGCUGUCAUAGGAGGAAAUUUCUUACCAUACGUGCGCCUACCAGGAGGCUGA
Messenger RNA from Neolamprologus brichardi, 2706 nucleotides. Lineage: Eukaryota; Metazoa; Chordata; Actinopteri; Cichliformes; Cichlidae. The record is from RefSeq and is a predicted model, not a curated record.